AUGAUUCCUGAUCUUGAGAACGACCCAUCGCGGGACGGGCCACGAGAGUCGACUCUCUCUUUCCGGUGGAGCCAGAACCUGGACCCUACCCAUGCCGAUCUGGUGUGUCUGCUGUUGUGCUUUCUAACCGGACUGUGCGAUAGCAGCGCCUACAAUAUCUGGUCCUGCUUUUUGGGAAUGCAAACCGGGAACACCAUCUUCCUAGGUCUCGGUGCCUCCAAUCAGCCUACAAGCAAACCAUGGGGCUGGCUCAAGUCCCUCGUCUCCAUCACCCUGUUCUUCACCGGAGCUAUGAUCUUCUCCACUGUCAUGCGGCACCUGGGUGCUCUCCGUCGCGGCACCCUUGUCGUUUCCUUCCUUUUUCAGACCAUCCUGGUCAUCAUCGCCGUUGCUUUGAUCCAGGCCGACCUGAUUCCCCGCACGUCGAGCGACAUAUCUAUAGACGAGGGGCCGCUCUUCCUGGAGUUGAUCCCUAUCGGACUGCUCGCCUUCCAAUCCGCCGGUGCGAUGACCUGCAGUCGGUCACUCGGGUUCAAUGAGAUCCCGACCGUAGUUUUGACCAGCGUCUACUUCGAUAUCGCGUCAGAUCCGAAGAUCGCAGAGAAACUCACGAUCAACGUCAAGCGGAACCGUCGCAUCGGAGGAGUGGUGUCGUUGCUGACCGGUGCGAUCGUGGGUGGGUGGCUCAGCCGCAGCGGCGGCGGCAUGGAGUCAGUCCUAUGGAUGGCGGCGGGACUAAAGUCCAUCGCGGCCCUGGGGUGGCUGUUUUGGAAAGCGGCUCCCCCAAGUAGACAAUAG
Molecule: messenger RNA, 798 nt
Organism: Penicillium waksmanii
Lineage: Eukaryota; Fungi; Ascomycota; Eurotiomycetes; Eurotiales; Aspergillaceae
Product: YoaK family protein
Exons: 2
Coding region: 1-798 (265 amino acids)
Source: RefSeq, a predicted model, not a curated record